ACAUUAUUUCAGUUUCUCGGGCAAAAUAAUAUCAAUGCAGAAAAUAUCUCGUUCCUGUGGCCAAAUUGUGAAUGUUUUCUACGGAAACAUACCCUUAUCAGCAGGUCACACAUCAGUGUUGCACUAAUAUUGCACUUUACUGGGAGCUCAAGUCCAUUAGCUGAUUAGCUAAUCUCCAAGGAUUAGUUCAGGGGAUUAUGCAGGUCUUUUGAUAUCUAUCCAUCAUGAACAGUGAAUCAUAGCAGGAUCAACCGCUCUGCAGAUGAUCGACUUGAGCACAGGCAGGCCUUGAACCAGUAUGUACAUCACAGAUGUCACUUUGCUGAAUUUGCACAUGUAGACUCUUCAACCAGCCACAGAUCUGACCACCUGACCUUUGACCUGUCAAGAAGGCGUGAUGCCGAUCUACCAUGAGAAGCAGCGCUGGGAGCUGUGCGCUCUUCAUGCACUCAAUAACGUGUUCCAGGAUGGGAAAGCUUUCAAUAAACAAUCCAUGGAUGAACUAUGCCAAAGCUUAUCGCCCGGCUCGGUACUGAACCCACACAAGAGCAUGCUGGGAUUGGGUAACUAUGACGUGAAUGUCAUCAUGGCCGCCGUACAGAGGAGAGAAUGCGAGGCGGUCUGGUGGGAUAAAAGAAGGAGUCUGGAACAACUUGAACUGGACAACAUCCUGGGUUUCAUCAUGAACGUACCCUCGCCCAUCCAGCUGGGCUUUGUCAGCGUCCCCAUCCGUCGCAAACACUGGAUAGCCCUCCGCCAUAUAGAGGGCGCUUUUUACAAUCUAGACUCCAAACUGAGCAAGCCGCAGACAAUCGGCACUACCUCCGCAAUAUUCCUGGACUUUCUACGCUCUCAGCUCAAGCAGAAAGGCUGUGAACUCUUGUUGAUUGUAGAGCGGGAUGUUUGUGAACUGCGUACGUGGUUAAAAGACCCGACGUCUUGAUCUUAAGCCGGAAUCAUCGCAUGAUCUCUUUCCAUCACUAAAGAAGACAGUGUCGAGAUCCCCAGCAAUGGAUGCACAACAUGCAAUCACAAGUUACUUCAAGUGUCGAGCAAAUCAUUGUGUUUACAACGCAUUUUCUAAUCAUGUCUAUUUUUUUGUUUAGCCUUUUUUGUUUACAUGUAUGUUAAAGCCCCACUAAAUCUAACAUGUCACCGAGUCGCGCACUGAUCCAAUCACAGAUUGAGCUUGAGGUUCUCGUAAGCUUUACA
Messenger RNA from Strongylocentrotus purpuratus (purple sea urchin), 1212 nucleotides. It is a transcript of the gene josd2, whose product is annotated as josephin-2. The transcript is spliced from 5 exons. Gene Ontology annotation, biological process: protein deubiquitination. Gene Ontology annotation, molecular function: cysteine-type deubiquitinase activity. Bases 398 to 943 code for a protein of 181 amino acids. The record is from RefSeq and is a predicted model, not a curated record. NCBI's taxonomy places the organism in Eukaryota, Metazoa, Echinodermata, Echinoidea, Camarodonta, Strongylocentrotidae.